Limulus polyphemus (Atlantic horseshoe crab) is the source of this 797-nucleotide messenger RNA. RefSeq lists its product as uncharacterized. Lineage: Eukaryota; Metazoa; Arthropoda; Merostomata; Xiphosura; Limulidae. The transcript is spliced from 4 exons. The record is from RefSeq and is a predicted model, not a curated record. Bases 134 to 442 code for a protein of 102 amino acids.
CACGCUGAAACCUCGAGGCGUAACCCUGUUACCUGAAUCGCGACCCCGAGUAAUCAUACAGCGUAUAUACAAACAGGACGAAACUUUUAGCGUCCCAGACUUCAUUAAUUUUCCAGCCGUUAUAUAUAUCGAAAUGGGUCAAUGGAUUGUUAUCACCAGCGCCCUCUUGCUUUUGUUUUCCAUUGUAUUUGCGGACAUGAUGCGUAAGAGCAUUGUCUUCGACCUCAAAACUCCCAAAGUGUUCUACUGUCCUCAGGAAAAGCCAACAGGGAUGGAAAAGAUGUUUGUUAAAGCCCGCUCACUAUACAAGUUGUGUGAAUUUAGGGGGAAAGGUAUCCCAAAGUAUUACAAGUCAGAUUGUUACAACGACGUAGAUGAGACUGAGUAUGCUUGUAAAGAAAAACGUCGUAUCAUGAUGCAACUAAAUCCUCCAAAUGGCUAGAUUUCACUAUUGCGGCAAAACAAAGAAGCAGAAGCCAAUGACCAAGAAAGCCAUCUUUUCACAACCCUAAAGAUUAUUAUUGUUAAACCUAGUUUAUUAAGAUAUUAAAUACCUUUUAUAAAAUGCACCACCAAGUAGUGGCUUGGGAAUGGUUGAGGCUUAAAUUGUUAGUUAGAAGAUAACUUGAAUGGGAAAUGAAGAAAACUUAUAACAAGUUUAAUACAGUAAAAAAUGUACAUUUGUUAUUAUGUUAAAGUUGUUUUCAUUUACCAUUCAAGUUUGAUGCAAAGUGGAUUUUAAUAUACAUUAACUCUGGUAAGCAACUAUUUUCAUAACAUUUAAACACAUCUACGAG